Molecule: messenger RNA, 498 nt
Organism: Benincasa hispida (wax gourd)
Lineage: Eukaryota; Viridiplantae; Streptophyta; Magnoliopsida; Cucurbitales; Cucurbitaceae
Source: RefSeq, a predicted model, not a curated record
AUGGCGAAGGCCAGGGAAGAAGAAGAGCCAAAACGACACCGGAUUUUCACCUAUGGCACACUCAAAAGAGGCUUCGCAAAUCACAAACUAAUGCAAGAACUCAUCAACCAUAACGACGCCGUUUUUCUUGGCAACUAUUCAACCCAAUCCUCAUUUCCACUCGUACUUGGCCCUAAUGGGAUUCCUUAUCUCAUCAAUCUCCCCGUCUCAGGCCGCCCCGUCCGCGGCGAGCUUUAUGCUGUGUCCAAUCAUGGCGUCGCUCGGCUCGACGAGUUGGAAGAAACCAGCAUUGCCCAUUACGACCGCCUGCCGGUUCAGGUCGUUGGAGAUAGCAAUGGUGGUGAGACGGUGGUGAUCAAAGCCGAGUGCUACUUCGCCGGAAAGGGAGCUGGGGAAGGGCUGUGGAAUGGAAAAGAUGGAGAGGGAUUGGAGGAGUAUACGGAGAGGGAGGCGGUGGAGUUUAUGAGGAAGGAUCAAACAUCCAAGCGGCUUCCAUGA